Molecule: messenger RNA, 975 nt
Organism: Thermochaetoides thermophila DSM 1495
Lineage: Eukaryota; Fungi; Ascomycota; Sordariomycetes; Sordariales; Chaetomiaceae
Product: GTP cyclohydrolase I-like protein
Exons: 1
Coding region: 1-975 (324 amino acids)
Biological process (GO): tetrahydrofolate biosynthetic process; tetrahydrobiopterin biosynthetic process
Cellular component (GO): cytoplasm
Molecular function (GO): GTP binding; zinc ion binding; GTP cyclohydrolase I activity
Source: RefSeq, a predicted model, not a curated record
AUGGUGCAGUUCGAGUCUCGCUCGGGGUCCGAGAGCCCCUCAACAGCCUUCGUCAACGGCGACAAGCACAGCAAGAGGAGCAAGAGCAGGGAGAGCAGCAGUAACGGCAGCAACGGCAGCAAGAAGAGGUUCCGUGAUGGAGACUCCAAGUCCCAGGUCGCCUCUGGCCCGAAUGGCACGGGCACCCGCUCCAUUGGCGAGCGCCGCUCCAGCGUCAGCAAGCCGGCGCGCGAUUUCCGUGACAAGCCCGAGCCGCUGCCCAAAAAGAAGAAAAGAAAGACAACCGCGACGCCCGACGAUGCCGUCGACUCAUCCACGCGCUCGCCGAGUCCCGUCAUCGACUUUGACGGCCUGAGCCGCCCGAGCGUCGGCACGCGCGAACGCCUUGAGGAAGACGCCGCGCAGCAAGAGGCGCGACUGAAUCGCAUGAAGGGCGCCGUCCGGACGCUGCUCGAGUGUGUGGGCGAAGAUCCCGACAGAGAGGGCCUUCUGGCGACACCCGAACGCUAUGCCAAGGCCAUGCUGUUCUUCACCAAGGGCUACCAGGAGAACGUGCGUGACAUCGUCAAUGGCGCCAUCUUCCAGGAGAACCACAACGAAAUGGUCAUUGUCAAGGACAUUGAGGUGUUCAGCAUGUGCGAGCACCAUCUGGUGCCUUUCACCGGCAAGAUGCACAUUGGCUACAUCCCCAAGAAUGCUGUCAUUGGCAUUUCUAAGCUGCCCCGCAUCGCCGAGAUGUUUGCUCGCCGGUUGCAAAUUCAGGAACGUUUGACACGCGAGGUGGCCAAUGCCAUCAUGGAGGUGCUCAAGCCUCAAGGCGUCGCCGUCGUCAUGGAAUCAAGCCACCUCUGCAUGGUCAUGCGUGGCGUUCAGAAGACGACCAGCAGCACCAUCACGAGUUGCGUGCUGGGCUGUUUUGAACGGAAGGAGAAGACGAGAAACGAAUUCUUGAGCCUGAUUGGCGUCAAUCGUUGA